AGGAUGCUUCCUAGUAGCAUCAUCGUAGCGCCACAGUAGAAAGACGCACACUCACUCAUUAUUCAUUCACAUUUCUUUUCUCUAUAUAUACCCUUUUUCUACUCAACUUAGACAAACACCAUCUUCUCUUUUCUCUUCUCUUCUCUUCUCUUCUCUCUUCAUAAUAAUUCAGCAACUUUUUACUUUUUCUAAUAAAAACAAUUUCAAUUCAAGUAACAAAUACUCAUGGCUAAUUUUGAAGAAGCUUCAGCUCUAAAACGCAUCAAAAUGCAUCUUCUUGGUGAAUUUUCUCCACUUCCAUCUCCUAUUUCAACACCUUGCUUUGAUUUUGAUUUUGAUUUUGAAUUUCAAACAAUCCCAAACAUAUCUCAAUCUGAAUCAAACUCUUCCACUUCUGAUUCAUCAAUCUCUUUGGAUCAUUAUUUAACUAACCUCCUUGAAACAGAUACACAAAUUCCUCUGUUUGAAUUUGACACAAAACCUCAAUUAAUGGAACAUGAGAGCCCUAAAGCUCUAACAUCAUCUCAUCAUGUUAAUCAACCUCAACGAACAGUAGAGAAGAAGCCUAAACUGAGCCGAAAACCAUCGCUGGAAAUCGCUCUACCGAAGAAGACUGAGUGGAUCCAAUUCGGUAAACCUGAUCCAAAACCGGAGGUGGUUGUUCAGAAACCGGAAGUUGCUGAGAAACAACACUACAGAGGUGUUAGACAAAGACCAUGGGGAAAAUUCGCCGCGGAGAUCCGUGACCCGAACAAAAGAGGUUCAAGAGUUUGGCUUGGAACCUUUGAAACUGCUAUCGAAGCAGCUAAAGCCUACGAUUCAGCUGCUUUCAGGCUGCGUGGCUCCAAAGCGAUUCUCAACUUUCCACUUGAAGUCAACGCAGUCGCAGCAUCGGCGGAAACCACCGUGGAAGGCAAUAAGAAACGGUGCCGUGAAGAAGAAGAAGAAGAAGAGGAAGAGGUGGUAGAAGUAAAACCGGUGGUGAAAAAGGAAAAAAUAACGGAAUAUGAUAUGAACUGUUUUAAAGAGAUGCCGUUAACGCCGUCUUUUUGGACUGGUUUAUGGGACGGUGAUGUCAAGGGUUUGGUCAGCGUUCCACCGCUGUCGCCGUUACCUUCCUUUUGUUUGUCACCUUUAGUUGUUGUGUGAAAUUUCUAUUCUAAGGUUCCUUGCAUCCUGAUAAAUUAGAGAUGUGAAUUUGUACAAAUUCAUGAAAUGAUUUCAUUUAUUCACUAAAUGUUUCUUUGGAUA
Medicago truncatula (barrel medic) is the source of this 1251-nucleotide messenger RNA. RefSeq names its product ethylene-responsive transcription factor 6. Gene Ontology annotation, biological process: regulation of DNA-templated transcription; ethylene-activated signaling pathway. Lineage: Eukaryota; Viridiplantae; Streptophyta; Magnoliopsida; Fabales; Fabaceae. The record is from RefSeq and is a predicted model, not a curated record. The coding region runs from base 226 to 1149 and encodes 307 amino acids. Gene Ontology annotation, molecular function: DNA-binding transcription factor activity; DNA binding. The transcript has a single exon.